AUGCGAUCUCCACGGCUCUUGGGCUUACUGGUAACGGGCGUCCUUGUGUGUCUCUCCCUUGUCUUCCUUCGACACUCCAGGCCUUCCCAUGGCUCUCCAAGGGUUGCUUCCUUGGUCUCCCCUCCCCCUCCCCCGCUACAACAGCCAAUGGCACCUGCCCCAGCCCACGCGGAUCUCUACCCGAAAGAUGUACAUCCAAUAGCAGCGCUUAUUCAGGAUGCGGAGGAGGAAUUCAAUGAGCUUCUCUCACGCCAGUCAAAAAACCUCGCAGAUGCGGUGAAAGAGUACCGGCGACGCUACGGCCUGCACCCGCCACCACAUUUCGAUAAGUGGUUCAUAUUUGCGCAAUCAAGAGGCGUUCAGUUGAUCGAUGAAUACGACACGAUAUACGAGACCUUGCUACCCUUUUGGGCACUUGCACCAGAAACUAUCCGUGCCCGCGCGCGUGAGGCCCUUGGAUACGAUAAUUCCUUGCUUGGAAUCCUGAUUCGAGACGGCAAGGUGUCGCUAGCUGAAGGGGGGCUGACGGAGGAACAAACGUGGCAACGCGUGGCGACUCUGGGCAUGAUGAAGGAGUUUGUCCAGUAUCUUCCAGACUUGGAUCUGGUCUUUAAUGCGCACGACGAGCCGAGAGUUAUUCUGCCCAGCGAGGACCUUCAGAGACUGGUUGCGUAUGCCAAGGAUCAUGCGAUUCCCACGGCAUUCCAGACGACAUCAAUCGUGAAUGAAUGGUCGGAUAGACCUAGUGACUUGAACAGAGGAGAUCGCAUUGACGAAGUGCGCACCACUCGUUUCAACCGAUUUUCUCACCAGCCUGCUUGGACUAGUUCGAGAAUGUCUUGUCCAGUAGAGAGCCCCGUUCGGUCGCUUGACGAAAACGCACCCGACAACACCGAUCGAUAUGCCCAUGGCGAUUUGGGGUUCAUCUACAACACCUCUGCCUUUUCUGAUAUAUGCAACGCCCCGUCGCUACGGUAUACGUACGGGUUCUUCGACCGACCCAAUGUCUUCGCCGUUGUUCACGACCUCUUCCCUGUUUUCUCGCAGAGCAAGAUUUCCAGCUUCCAGGAUAUUCUCUACCCGAGUCCCUGGUAUUGGGCUAAGAAGGUGCCGUACGUUGGCGAGAAAGAUGUUUCGUGGGAAGACAAGACCGACAAACUGUACUGGAGAGGCUCGACAACAGGAGGAUACUCACGAGGGGGUGGCUGGCGACGGCAGCAUCGACAGUUGAUGGUUGGCAACAUCAACGCGCUCAACACGGCCGAAAUCCUUAGCAGAGGCGAGAAUGGCCAUUGGGGAAGGAAGCAAGUUAGCCGGCAGGAAUACCACGCGCUCUUUGACGUCCAGUUUACUUCCAUCGGGCAAUGUGAUGCGCACGACUGCGCCGCGCAGCGGGAGUUUUUUAACGUCAGCGAGCCCGCAGGCCAGCAGGAGGCAUGGGGCUAUAAAUAUCUGAUCGAUAUUGACGGCAAUGCCUUUAGCGGUCGAUACCAUGCAUUCCUCGAGAGCAACAGUCUGGUUUGCAAGGUCGCCUUGUUCCGAGAAUGGCACGAUGAACGGAUCAAGCCCUGGGUCCACUACGUGCCGUUGAGUUUCAGGGGGGAUGAAUUCGUGGAAACCAUGCGGUACUUUGUUUCGGAGGACGCGGGGAGAACUGCAGGGCCGCGACUCGCUCAGAACGGCCAAGAGUGGGCGCAGAGGUCGCUGCGCAAUGAAGACAUGGAAGUGUGGUUCUUCCGCGUAUUACUGGAGUACGGGCGUUUAGUGGAUGACAAUCGAGAUAACCUGGGGUUUUAUUAA
This is a messenger RNA of Aspergillus ochraceoroseus IBT 24754, 1800 nucleotides long. RefSeq names its product putative capsule-associated protein CAP1. Bases 1 to 1800 code for a protein of 599 amino acids. The record is from RefSeq and is a predicted model, not a curated record. NCBI's taxonomy places the organism in Eukaryota, Fungi, Ascomycota, Eurotiomycetes, Eurotiales, Aspergillaceae. The transcript is spliced from 2 exons.